AUGGCGUCACAAGACGAUUCCUCCCACUCAGCAACCCUGAGCCCAACCACCACGGCCGCGACCCCCUCCGCCGAUGGCUUCCCGACCCACUUCCUCCCCUCGUCGAUAUCCUCCAUGGCGUCCCCCAGGACCCCGAAGCGCGCCUCGGCCAUGACGAAGACGUACAUCACCAAGACAUACCAGCAGGCGUCCACGCUGUUCCUGACGCGUCGUUUGCCCGAGGCCCUCACCACCCUGUUACCCCUCAUCACGCCGCCCAGGUCCGGAGACGAUGGUUCGGUCAAGGGGGGCCCGCCGGCCGAGCUGGCCCCGAUUGCGAGGGCGCCGAGGAAUACGCGGAUCAAGGUGUGGAGCUUGUAUUUGACCAUUUUGAACGCGGUGCUGGAGAUGGAGCCCGAUGAGGGGAAGGAUGCCUUUGGGACGCAGGAGUGGAGGGUGUUGUGUAAUAAGGUGCGGGAUGGAGACGUGUGGGAGGAGGUUGUGCAGAAUGGAUAUCAUGGCGUCGAGGGGGACGUUGAUUCCGACGUCGUCAUCAACCUUGCUACGUUAUUGCUUGCCCACGCCCGCACCCAGAACCUCAACCAGAAGAGACUCGAGACCUACCUCGCCACCUGCAACACCCCGAACCUCGACAUCUCCCACCGCUUCAAUGGCCCCCGCACACCAACCAACCGAUACAUGUCCCCAGCACGAGGGGCCGUCAGCGGCGCCGACACCCCCCGCGACCUCAACGCGCGUGUCAAAAUACUCGAGCUCUACACGCUGCACGUCCUCCUCCGCAACAACGAGUGGGAAUACGCCCGAGAAUUCAUCAGCGUGAGCUCCGUCCUCGACGAAGAGCGCCGCGAGGCCUUCCUGCAAGCCCUCGAGAGCCUCCAAGAGGAACAGCAAGAGGCCGAAAGGCGCGAGCGCGAGGAGCGGGAGAGGCAGCAGGAGGAGCUGAGGCGGGAUAUCGAGGAGGCGCGGAGGCUGCGCGCUGAGAAUGAGAAGAUGGAGCAGCGGAGGUUGCAGGAGGAGAGGGAGCGGAAAGCGGCUGCUAGUGAGGUCGAUUACGGCAUAGAGGAGUCGCCGAAGCCUCUGCAGAAAGCCAAGCCGCGGAAUAACAUCAAGUCGGCGUUGUCGAAGACGAAUAAUAAUAAUAACAACAGGAGACCGGGUCCUGUUGCGUCGCAGCCGCUUACCCUUGGCGAUCGAGCUACUCUCAUGUUGCAACGGUUCCAGGGCAUGCUUGAUCACCUAAGCGCGACGUUCCAUACGAACCCUAUCUUCCUACUAAGGUUGAUGGCUUUUGUCUUGGGUCUUAUUUUCAUGUUUUCGAGCCGCGCUAUCCGUGAGAGGGUGAAGAGGAUAAUGGCCGCCGCUUGGGGGAAGGUGAAGGCGACGGCGGGGAUGGGUGUCAAGGUCAGUUAUGUAUGA
Molecule: messenger RNA, 1416 nt
Organism: Scedosporium apiospermum
Lineage: Eukaryota; Fungi; Ascomycota; Sordariomycetes; Microascales; Microascaceae
Exons: 2
Coding region: 1-1416 (471 amino acids)
Source: RefSeq, a predicted model, not a curated record